Ictalurus furcatus (blue catfish) is the source of this 3215-nucleotide messenger RNA. It is a transcript of the gene cnksr2b, whose product is annotated as connector enhancer of kinase suppressor of Ras 2b. Gene Ontology annotation, biological process: regulation of signal transduction. Gene Ontology annotation, molecular function: protein binding. The transcript is spliced from 22 exons. Gene Ontology annotation, cellular component: cytoplasm; membrane. The record is from RefSeq and is a predicted model, not a curated record. Lineage: Eukaryota; Metazoa; Chordata; Actinopteri; Siluriformes; Ictaluridae. The coding region runs from base 102 to 2981 and encodes 959 amino acids.
UCAGAUCUGAGAUUUAAGUAGCACAGAAUUGCGCGUUUGAGUGAUCCGAGUCGCUCCCGUUGCGCCUUUGUUUGGCACUGACCGCAAAAACUUCCAAUAGGAUGGCUUUGGUCAUGGAACCUGUAAGCAAGUGGACAACGAGCCAGGUGGUGGACUGGAUGAAGGGUCUGGAUGACUGUCUUCAGCAGUACAUUAAGAACUUUGAACAGGAGAAGGUGGGAGGGGAGCAGUUGCUGCGCAUCACCCAUCAGGAGCUGGAAGAUCUGGGAGUUUCUCGCAUUGGCCACCAGGAGCUCAUCCUGGAGGCUGUGGACCUGCUGUGUGCACUGAACUAUGGUCUGGAGACGGAGAAUCUGAAGACUCUGUCCCAUAAGCUCAACGCCUCUGCUAAAAACCUGCAGAACUUCAUAACAGGUCGCAGACGAGGAGGUCACUAUGAUGGCCGAGCCACACGCAAGCUACCGAACGACUUCCUCACCUCAGUGGUGGAUCUGAUCGCUGCUGCGAAAAGUCUUCUGGCUUGGCUAGACAGGUGUCACGUCUUCCUCAGGUCUCCUUUUGCUGCAGUGGCUGAUUAUUCCCUGACCAGGAACAACGUGAUCCAGCUUUGUCUAGAACUAACCACAAUAGUGCAACAGGACAACACAGUAUAUGAAACGGAGAAUAAAAUACUGCAUGUGUGUAAGAUGCUGUCUGAUGUAUGUGACCAUAUUAUCACGCUCUCCUCAGACCCAAUGGUGUCCCAGGCUGCUCACCUGGAGGUGGUGCAACUGGAGAACAUCAAAUCGACAGAGGGGCUGGGCAUGUACAUCAAGUCGACGUAUGAUGGCCUGCAUGUCAUCACAGGGACCACAGAGGGGUCUCCGGCAGACCGCUGUAAGAAAAUCCAUGCUGGCGAUGAAGUCAUUCAAGUCAAUCAUCAGACAGUGGUGGGCUGGCAGUUAAAGAACUUGGUGAACUCUUUACGUAGCGACCCCGCUGGAGUGUCCUUAACACUGAAGAAACGUCCUCAGAGCACUCUCACUUCCACUCCAGCCUUACUGAAGAACAUGAGAUGGAAGCCCCUGGCCCUGCAGCCCAUCUUCCCCUCGAGCCCCAGCAGCAGUACGGCCACACCCACCAGCACCCUCAGCACACCAUCCAAACGAGACAGCUGUGCUCUACAGGACCUCUACUUCCCCCCACCACCGGACGAGCCAUACACACCCAGAGAGGGCACAGCCAGUGACACUUCCCAACAUGAUGUGACUAAGCGCUCUGAGUCGCCGAACUCUUUUCUAGACCAGGAGUGCCGGCGGCAGUUUCCCAUGAUGGAUGAGGAUGCGGUUCUCUACUGCUAUGAGUAUGAUCCAAACCGGGGACCUCCUCCUGUGCGCAGGGACGGCACUAUGACAUAUGGCAGGCUGAGGCCCAUCUCUAUGCCGGUGGAGUAUAACUGGGUGGGCGACUAUGAAGACCCAGCCAAGAUGAAGAAAGAGCUCAGGAGAGAGAACUCCAUGCUUCGUUAUGUUGGAGAGGAUAAGGCGGGUGCUGAGGAGUAUGCGAUCGGACGCAGCAGCAGCAGGCGGAGCAGGAGGAAGAAUGAGAAAGGGAGUAGCCCCGCCCAUUACGCCUUGGUUCCAGCCAUUCAGAUGGAAAUGUUGAGACAGGACUCAGUAACCACACCCACCUCAGACACCUCCUCCAUCUACCACACGUUUGAUCAGUCUUCAGUGCUGUCAAAGUCAAAGAAGAAGUUGAGAGCUGGCUCACUAUCUUCCAUCAGCAAGCGCAGGAUUUCCUGUAAAGAUCUGGGACAGGGAGAUUGUGCAGGCUGGCUCUGGAAGAAGAAGGAUGCCAAGAGCUACUUUUCUCAAAAGUGGAAGAAGUACUGGGUGGUGCUGAAAGACACCUGCCUGUACUGGUACAUCAACGAGGAGGACGAGAAGGCCGAAGGCUUUGUCAGUCUCCCUGAGUUCAAAAUUGACCAAGCAAAUGAAUGCCGCAAGAAAUUCGCUUUUAAGGCAUGUCAUCCUAAGAUCAAGAGUUUCUACUUUGCAGCAGAUAAUGUGGAUGAUAUGAACAGAUGGCUGAGUCGAUUAAACAUGGCAGCAGCAGCUCAUUCGGAGCAGGAGAGGAUUCGGCAGGAUCAUGACUACUGGAGUGAGAGCGACCAUGAGGACGUUGAGAACUUGUCUUCUAAACAGAACAGCCCUCCACCACCCUACGACACCUACCCUGCCUUACAGGUGAGCCCCUAUCCUGAGCCCAAACACAUUCGGCCUCCAUCCACAGAGACCGUGCAGCCCCGGUCUCCCCAUGAGGACUUCCAGCCCGAGCCCCAUUGUGCCAGUAUGAGUGGCUCCAGCUCUCCAGCACGCAAGUCGUCCAGCCAAAGGCGCUCAUGGCAAGACCUGAUUGAGACGCCACUCACUAGUUCAGGUCUACACUUCUUGCAAUCUCUGCCUCUGGAGGAUGCUGUGUUCCUGGAGCCCAAUGGAGCUAUGCCUGUGGAACUUCGACGCCAGGCUACCCUGCCACCUCAGCGAUGCCAACUGCCCGAGCGCCACACCCCACUGACACCCGGCCAACUACCUUCCACAGCCCGGAUAGGAAGGGAAGUAAAACACCGCAGCUUUACGUUGCCACGUGACAGUGGCCUGCAUGCCAUCCUGGCAGCCACAGCAGGGGCUCCUGAACACAGAGAUGUCCAGCAGCACCAGCUGGGCCAGGCGUACAUCAGAGAUGCAGGUUUGGAGCGGGAACACAGGCAGCAGGCUGAUUCGCUGUGUGACCUGUAUCGAGCUCUAGAGAGGGCCAGUCUGUCCCCUGUGAAUGAGCACAUGCCCACCAAUCGUCUGGAGUACAAGCGCUCGUUUGUCCGCCGUGGUAACGACCCCUUGCUUAAUGAGAAACUGCACCGCCUGCGUAUACUUCAGAACACAUUCAAGGAUGUCCCACUCAAAGAGGCUGAGACAAAGAUCAUUCAUCGGGAUGUGUAAGGAAAGCCGGUGGCAAUCAGGAGAGUAGCCUAGAAAACAGCAGUCUUCACAUCUGUACAUAAAGAUAGUGUAUAUUAAUGUGAGAAGAGAGUUACCUCUGCUCCAGUUCCAUUCUUUUCAUCUCUGCUUCCUUGUGGAGGUUGAUUUACAUGGACACUGCCAAUCAAUGAUUCUGAAGAAAAAUAUUAAACAUGUUUUCCAUUAAAAAAAAAUUAUAUUAUGUAAUAUUUUCUG